GUCUGGAUUCAGUGCAGUGAAGGAAGGAGCUUCAGGGAGAGGGCCACGCGCUACCCAGACCCUCGACUCUGUCGUCAGCAUGAGAACUUAUCGGUACUUCUUGCUGCUUUUUUGGGUUGGUCAGCCCUACCCGACUCUCUCAACUUCCUUAGCUAAGAGGACUAGUGGCUUGCCGGCCAAGAAAAGGGCCCUGGAGCUCUCUGGAAGCAGCAAGAAUGAGCUGAGCCGUUCGAAAAGGAGCUGGAUGUGGAACCAGUUUUUUCUCCUGGAGGAAUACACGGGAUCCGAUUAUCAGUAUGUGGGGAAGUUACAUUCAGACCAGGAUAGAGGAGAUGGAUCACUUAAAUAUAUCCUUUCAGGAGAUGGAGCAGGAGAUCUCUUCAUUAUCAACGAAAACACAGGCGAUAUACAGGCCACCAAGAGGUUGGACAGGGAAGAAAAACCUGUUUACAUCCUUCGAGCUCAAGCUGUAAACAGAAAGACAGGCAGACCUGUGGAGCCUGAGUCUGAAUUCAUCAUCAAGAUCCAUGACAUCAACGACAAUGAACCAAUAUUCACCAAGGAGGUCUACACGGCCACUGUCCCUGAAAUGUCUGAUGUGGGCACUUUUGUUGUCCAAGUCACCGCAACCGAUGCUGACGACCCAACAUACGGGAACAGCGCUAAAGUCGUCUAUAGCAUCCUACAAGGACAGCCCUAUUUUUCAGUUGAAUCAGAAACAGGUAUCAUCAAGACCGCUUUGCUCAACAUGGAUCGAGAAAACAGGGAACAGUAUCACGUGGUGAUUCAAGCCAAGGAUAUGGGUGGCCAGAUGGGAGGAUUAUCUGGGACCACGACAGUGAACAUCACGCUGACUGACGUCAACGACAACCCUCCCCGAUUUCCCCAGAGUACCUACCAGUUUAAAACCCCUGAAUCUUCUCCACCGGGUACACCAAUUGGCAGGAUCAAAGCCAGUGACGCUGAUGUCGGGGAGAACGCUGAAAUCGAAUACAGCAUCACAGAGGGAGAGGGACUGGACAUGUUUGACGUCAUCACUGACCAGGACACCCAGGAAGGGAUCAUAACUGUCAAAAAGCUUUUGGACUUUGAAAAGAAGAAAGCGUACACCCUCAAAGUGGAAGCCUCCAACCCUCACGUUGAACCCCGUUUUCUCUACCUGGGCCCAUUCAAAGAUUCGGCCACGGUUAGAAUUACAGUGGAAGAUGUAGACGAGCCUCCUGUCUUCAGCAAACUGGCCUACAUCCUACAGAUAAGAGAAGAUGCUCAGAUAAACACGACAAUAGGCUCCGUCACAGCCCAAGAUCCAGAUGCUGCCAGGAAUCCCGUCAAGUACUCUGUCGAUCGUCACACAGACAUGGACAGAAUAUUCAACAUUGAUUCUGGAAAUGGUUCGAUUUUUACAUCAAAACUUCUAGACCGAGAAACACUGCUGUGGCACAACAUUACAGUGAUAGCAACUGAAAUCAAUAAUCCAAAGCAAAGCAGCCGAGUGCCUCUAUACAUUAAAGUGCUAGAUGUCAAUGACAAUGCCCCAGAAUUUGCUGAAUUCUACGAAACCUUCGUUUGUGAAAAAGCAAAGGCAGAUCAGUUGAUUCAGACCCUACAUGCCAUUGACAAGGAUGACCCCUAUAGUGGGCACCAAUUCUCAUUCUCUUUGGCCCCUGAAGCAGCCAAUGGCUCGAACUUCACUGUUCAAGACAACAAAGACAACACCGCGGGAAUCUUAACUAGGAAAAAUGGCUAUAACAGACAAGAGAUGAGCACCUACCUCCUGCCUGUGGUCAUUUCAGACAACGACUACCCAGUCCAAAGCAGCACUGGGACAGUGACUGUCCGGGUCUGUGCAUGUGACCCCCACGGAAACAUGCAGUCCUGCCAUGCGGAGGCCCUCAUCCACCCCACGGGGCUGAGCACGGGGGCUCUGGUUGCCAUCCUUCUGUGCAUCAUGAUUCUACUAGUGACCGUGGUGCUGUUUGCAGCUCUGAGGCGGCAGCGGAAAAAAGAGCCUUUGAUCAUUUCCAAAGAGGACAUCAGAGAUAACAUCGUCAGUUACAAUGAUGAAGGUGGCGGUGAGGAGGACACCCAGGCCUUUGAUAUCGGCACCCUGAGAAACCCUGAAGCCAUAGAGGACAACAAAUUACGGAGGGACAUCGUGCCCGAAGCCCUUUUUCUACCCCGACGGACUCCAACAGCUCGUGACAACACCGACGUCAGAGAUUUCAUUAACCAAAGGUUAAAGGAAAACGACACGGACCCCACUGCCCCGCCCUACGACUCCUUGGCCACCUACGCGUAUGAAGGCACCGGCUCUGUCGCCGACUCUCUGAGCUCGCUGGAGUCGGUGACCGUGGAUGGAGAUCAAGACUACGACUACCUGAGUGACUGGGGCCCUCGCUUCAAAAAACUGGCGGAUAUGUACGGAGGGGUGGACAGUGACAAAGACUCCUAAUAUGUUGCCUUUUUUUUCUUUUCCUAUCCGACACUGAGAUAUGUCAAGUGGCUCUUUCUUUAUAUUUAUCCACUACUCUCUUCUACCGGUUCCAAAAGUCAAUGGCCACAGUCUGUGUGGAUCAAA
Molecule: messenger RNA, 2578 nt
Organism: Loxodonta africana (African savanna elephant)
Lineage: Eukaryota; Metazoa; Chordata; Mammalia; Proboscidea; Elephantidae
Gene: CDH6
Product: cadherin 6
Exons: 11
Coding region: 80-2452 (790 amino acids)
Biological process (GO): cell morphogenesis; homophilic cell-cell adhesion; calcium-dependent cell-cell adhesion
Cellular component (GO): catenin complex; plasma membrane; adherens junction
Molecular function (GO): cadherin binding; calcium ion binding
Source: RefSeq, a predicted model, not a curated record